This is a messenger RNA of Papilio machaon (common yellow swallowtail), 987 nucleotides long. Its product is annotated as androgen-dependent TFPI-regulating protein. The coding region runs from base 88 to 807 and encodes 239 amino acids. The transcript is spliced from 5 exons. Gene Ontology annotation, cellular component: membrane; endomembrane system. The record is from RefSeq and is a predicted model, not a curated record. Lineage: Eukaryota; Metazoa; Arthropoda; Insecta; Lepidoptera; Papilionidae.
GGAUUGCAGUGGUCGGGUCAGUGGUAUAUUUCCUAAAGGUGUUGACAUAAAAAAUUCCCAAAAAAGAAAUUAAAAAAAAACAGAAACAUGCAAGAUAAUAUUUAUUAUAGAAUUAUUGGAUAUGCUGCGACUAUAAUAAUGCACCUCUCAAAUAUAUAUUUCAUGGCAAAAGGAAUAAAGAAAGAACACUUGGAUGAUCCGGUGCUAAGAUCUUUUGGUAAUUUACAGGCCCGAUACUUUACCUGUUGGACAUUUGGUCUACAAAUCAUCUACGCAGUUAUUGGUCUUAUCUGUGAUUUUUCAACUUUACGAAACAGGAAAAAUAUAAACUAUAAAUUACCAAAACACUUAUUAGGCUUGAGAGAUACAUUAUUCGCUGCGAUUAUUUGGCCGUCCACUUUUCUUGUUUUCACAGUAUUUUGGUCGUUAUUCCUUUACGAUAGGAAUCUAAUUCUUCCGGUAAACAUCGACAAAGUGCUAACCCCGAUAUCAAACCACGUGAUACACACAGCUAUAGUACCAGUUGUGCUUUGGGAACUUCUCUUUCGACCGAGGGCCGAACCGAAGUCACAUAUAAGAUAUGUAGCACAUAGUGUGUUUCACCUUUUUGUUUAUUUACUUGUAUUGACGUACACAUAUUUAGAACGAGGUACGUGGAUCUAUCCCGUAUUAACAAAGGCCUUUGGAACCAUUAACUUUCCGAUAAUUUGUGCUGUUAUGUUGUUUAUUAAGAUAUUCUCGUACUUCAUGCAGUGGAAAUUAAACUCUAUUGUACAUGGAAAAUAUGUCAACAAGAAACCAAUAUGAUAUUAAAUACACGAUUUAAAUUUUAAAUUUUAAGAUUUAUCAAGUUUUCCUUUUUUUAUAUCAUAAGUUGGCAAACUAUCUACGAGCGGCAAUCUGAAUUCGGAGAAAUAUCAUAUCGAUAGCUGCCCCUAGACAUCCGCAAUUUCAGAUGCAUUCUCUACCUCUAAUCUACAUAGGAGA